Molecule: messenger RNA, 8263 nt
Organism: Athene cunicularia (burrowing owl)
Lineage: Eukaryota; Metazoa; Chordata; Aves; Strigiformes; Strigidae
Gene: TTLL4
Product: tubulin tyrosine ligase like 4
Exons: 19
Coding region: 4154-7507 (1117 amino acids)
Biological process (GO): protein polyglutamylation; microtubule cytoskeleton organization
Cellular component (GO): cilium
Molecular function (GO): tubulin-glutamic acid ligase activity; tubulin binding
Source: RefSeq, a predicted model, not a curated record
GUGAUCUGUUCUGACUGCCCAUCGGUUCCUGUGCUGCUGGCCAAGCUCUCCCCAGGUCUCACUGUGUAUUUCUCCUGUGCCUUUUCUCCCAUUGUGAAGCUCAGUUAAUGCUAUCCUUUUGGUUCGUGGUCUGCUCAGAUCUUCAGGAAGGUGCUUUAAACCUCCACACUGAAAGGCUGUAAAACACCUCAUCCCUUAGCUGGUUGCUUUUAACCCAGACACAUUUCCCAACUCUAGUUUAUGUUGCAGUACAACUGCUUCUGUAGCCCAGAUGAUGAGAAAAUAUGAAUCAAGGAUGUGAGUGAGGGCAGGGAUUUCCCAGCUUCGCUGCUGGGGAAACAGGGCUACAUGGACUGCUGUUGCUGUGUGGCGGGUCCCUUCUGGUGGUCUGGGGACUCUUGUCAGGGCAGAAGAGCUGAUACUCUUCAAUAGUGAUGAGGACUCCAUGCUCUGGACCCUUCGUCCUUUGGUGUGGUCCCUGCACUCUGGUCACAGCCACAUCAGGCCGCCUGGGACAAGUGCUGGGCCAGCCCUUUAUUUUAGAUGUCCCUUGUUGUGCUCUCUCCAUAGCAAAGCUGCAGCCCUGGAUUUUCUGCCUAACCCCACUGGAUCCCCUCACCUCAUUCAACACUGCUCUGAUGCCCUGAGAGUGGUGAGAAAGUCCCCUGUGAACUUGAACGCAUAAGCCUUCAGUUACCAGCCCAGCCUGUGUGUGUUCAGAGGGAGGCAUAUACUGCGGUGCAGAGUGAGACGGCAGCUGGAUUCCAGCUCUCCAAUGAUCUGGUCCAGCACCCUGCUGCCCGUAAUGUCUGCCAGCCUUGGGAACAGGAGUGCCUUUCUUGCAGGGCAGCGCUCUGCAUAGUUAAAGGAUAAUUUUGGGCAGCCAUGCACUUCUCAUUGCUUCUCUGUUCAGCAUGGAGUAGAGUUCAGCACCGCAGUCACUGAAUUGAAAUUACUAGCCCCAGCGCAAAGGCUGGGUGCAAAUGUAAUCCCGGGAUGCAGGUGGAAUUUGCUGAUGCAUCCCCACAGUGGGUGGUUUCUCACUGGUAUCUUUUUUUUGACCUGAGUCUUGAUUAGAAGAGAAAUAGGUCGUCAUCUUGUGCCUCUGUUUUUGCACCCAAUACAUGGUUCUGUAGCUGAGAGGGAGCAGUCAUGCUUAACUGCGUGGCAAAGCAGCAUGCCAGGCUGUCAGUCCCUGUGUCACUGGCAUUUCUGUGGUGGCUGAGCUGUUUCUGAGCUGUCUUGUCCUCAUGGAUGUCUUCUCAUGGCUAGCAGGACCCUCUGUUCUUCAGCUUCAACUUGCGGGUGACCUUGGGUGCUGCUUUGUCUCAGUGUGUGACUGCACUCGAGGUCACUUGUUUCCUGGAGCUGAUGUAGGCGAGGGUUGUUUCUGUGCUGUUAAACGUAAGAGUUUGUACCUAAAUACCAGGCAUAAGAGCAGCUUCAAGCACUUUCAAUAAGUUGAUUUCAGAUGAAUAUGCUUCAUCUUGCUGAAUUGAAGAGGUACAGACCCUUAUUUUGAAAUGUAUAUUGGUUUUAAAACCUGUUUAUUUUGUGUUGUUGUUAACUUGCUUGUUCAAGCUUAAUCAGAAGCCUCAGAGCUGCAAGUGAGGAACUUGGUGUGAACUAAUUUAGAAAAAGAUGUUAUUCUUUCUAAUCAUAAAGAGCAGAAAUUGCACCCUGCAAUGGCAUAGAAAACAAUAGCAAAUCACAGUUGCCUGACUCCCUGCCCCUUUGCGACUUUGGGUUGCGUGAGGCUGACAGCACAUUAUCAGGUCAGCCUGCAGCUCAUACAUUUGCAAGCUCUCGUUAUUUUAAGCAUGUCACCACAGCUGUGUUUAAAAUAACCUCCUCAGCCAAACUCAUGUGACGGAGGGAUGAUGUGCAUGCCUGGGCUCUUAGGGUCUCGUCCUUUCUUGUUAGAAAUGGGUCUGCGAACUGCUGCCGCUGCUGUUAGGGAAGCACAUGCUGCAGGGAGGCUCGAGUUGGAAGAAGGGACUUCCACUGACGCUUGGUGGGGUACGCACGGGCUGGGGUGUGUGGUGGCCCCUGCGCACCUGUGAUGUGACAUUUGUAAAGGCUGUGGCAAUGCUCCAGCUGACGUCCCAAAGCUUGCGAGCAGGCUGCGUGAUAAUAAAAGGUGCUAGCGAAAUAGUUGUAAGCAAGUGCAGCUGUACGGUCACUCCAACAGUGACAACUUUGACCUCUAUAUUGUAUGUCAAUAAGUCCAAGCCAAAAUCCAUUAAUUACUAGUAAUGAUGUUUGGGUUUGUCUUCCAGCCUGGCCAGUUUACCCUGGGCUUUUCUCAGCUCAUGUUUCUACAAUAAAAUUUCCAAGUGUAGUUUUAUUGCUGUUGCAAGCAACAGAAUGGACUCCUGCUCCUUUGCCGUAGGGUUGGGUUGGCAGAACUAAGAAUUGCAUCAAACCGUGACCUUCCUCCACCCCAAAACUCUGACCAAGUCAUACGUAAAGGGGAAACUUCCCCGACUGGUAACCAGCGGGGAUUUACCUUGGGGCAAGUGACGUGGUUUGUGCCUAGAGCCACAGGGACAUGGCAGCUGCUGUCCUGCGGUGGCCACAGCCUGGCAUAUGAAAGUGCCUCUGUCUCUGCCGGUUCUCCUGGAUGUUCAGCAGCUGCUUUGCUGAGUUGUCCUUGCAGCGAGGACAGGAGCUGGUUUGCAGAGAGACAUCAGAAGUGGCUGUGCUGGCAUGCAGGAGGUGGGACAGGCACCAUAAGCUGUCGCUUCCAGUCUCUGUGUAUCCUGACCUGUCCCAAGUGGGGGAAUGUUCUUCCUUCCAUCCUUCCUGAGCUCCUGUGUCUCCACUUGGAAACAGCAGUGGUAACUAGCCAUUGGCUGGCACAGUCUUCCCCUGGAAGCUGUACAAAAGGCCCUGACACCUCUUUCUGCAGCUGCAGCUCCGCAGCAAAACUGUUCUGGAGAGGGGCAAGCUCGGCAUGUUCCCCCUCUGCUGCGGGGCUGGGGACCAGCCCUAGCCAAGCAGGUGGUGGCAGCUAAGCUACCACUGUGCCCGUGCCUGUACUGGCCACAUGUGUGCUGCUGUUGUCACUCCAGAGCAGGAUCACACAGGGCUUCUGCUGGCAUACUCACACCUGUGUCUAAGAUGGCUGUCGGAUUCACAUUCCUUGUUACAGCUUCAUUAGGCAAAUCACUUUUAUUUUUACAGCAGGAUGAUCCACUGAUAGGUGUAAAGCUGGGUGGAGAUGAGAUAUGGGUGGCUUUCACUGCAGGUGGGUUUUGCAAGGUCAUACACAGCCGGGUGAGAGCACAGGCAAUGGCCAGGCUGACAGCACUUGUGGUGAUGCUGCAGUGACAGGCCCCUCCAGGCAGGGACACUGGGGACACUUUCAUUCACUUUCUUGGGUUUUUUUUGUUCUUUUCUUUUCUUUUUUACGUUUAUGUUUGCUGGUGUGCUGGGGUUGCUUUGUGGUUUGAGAGCGCUUACAACACAGUUGCAUUGGUGAAGGGAAUGGUGUGUGGAAAUCGAGCUUUGCUUGGUUGUUUACUGGGGAAACUUGAGCUGGGCAAGUGGCAGCAUCUGAGCCACAGCCUCUUCACUCUGUGCUAAUCACUGUGAAUGUCACAACACAGCUGGCUUUGCUGCUGGGCACAGAUUGGGUAGCGAUCGGAGAGUGUGGUACAGCUUAGUUGUACGUGCAUGGGAUUCCCUUCCCCAGGGUUUGGAGCCCCUCUGUGCUGCAGCUCGCAGAGGGACGCAGCCACCUCGUCCUCAUCAGGAGCACUCAGCAUGGCUGUACAAGCGUGAAUGAGCGGUGCAGGCACAGGCAUGGAGUGGACCUGACCCCUUCCAUACUUCCUUGCAGAGCCUGUCAGGGCAUCAGCUCUCCUUGAGGAUGUAUAAUUCCUAUGGUAUCCUGCGUGGGACAUUCCCACCUCGUACAGCCUCCAGUUGGGAUGUUGCUGACCUGGUGUGCACUGGAGACUGGGGCCUGAUUCACAGGUUGAGGUCUGGCUGAUGUAGGUCUGUGCAGGGUGUGGGUCUGUCUGACCCAGCCCUGUGCUGGGUGUGAGCCACUGUCAUGGCACUACAGAGCAACCUCAGGGUCUCCUAGCUACACUUGAACUGCUGUAGCCAAAGCUUGAUUUUCAGGUCAGUGAAGAUGCUGCUGUAGAUGACUGACUCGCUCGUGCCUUAUGUGCUAUGGCUCUACAUGGCCUCUGCAGGAGCAGAACACGCUAAUCUGGGCCCUAAACAGGAGAAGAGCUUCAGGAUCAAGUCAGGCACCCUUCUGACAGGGAGAGCUCAGCCACGCCAGACCUGGCACCUUGCUCAGCAGCAGGCGAAACCCAUCUGGAAUUUAGAGAAGUAUGUGAGUGCUUUCCAGCAUUGUGGCCUGCUGCCCUCAGGGAUCCCUCUGCAGCAAUCCUGCUUCCUGUGCCCACCAUCACUAUGCCACGCACACCCCAGUGAAGACGCCCUCCCGAUCCUGCCUGUGGCCCAGCCCUGCCUGGACCUGGGCGAGAGCACUCUGCUCCACCGACGCUCCUGUCUCAGACCCAAGCCCUACAGGUUUCCUUUCCGAAGCCCUCCGGACACCGGCUCUGCCACGGGAAGGGUGAUGUCUUCCCUGGUGAUGGAGCCCUUCCUGCUGCCUGCUCUGGUGGAGGAGCACUCUGGGUCUGGGGUCAAAGGCUCUGCCCUCAGCUCAAGUCAGCAGGCUUCCAGCUCCUAUAGACCAGUGCUCAAUAAUGACUCCUUCCUACGGCCAAGUGGUGCUAAAGUGCCUUUGCUGCAGUCACUGGAGAUAAAGAAAGUGAAAAACACCCUGAGUUUCCCCACUGCCUCAUGGCCCCACUCCGAGGAUGAUGGAGACAGCUCAUCAGGCAGCCUGGUCAAUGUAGCAGUGAAAAGCAGCAACCUUGUGUUGGAGGAAACCGUGUUCCCCUCCCCGACCUUUGUGCCCAGCGGUGCAAUGCUCAGGGAGGACCUGUGCUUGCAGGAGAACACUGAGAGGAGAGUGCACAGCUUAAAAGAGAAGGAGCCAGAGAUCAGCCUCACAGAGACUGUGCAGCAGCAAGCCAGACACACUGCCACACUCAAUGGCUUUGGACAUGUCGAAAGCUCUGGCCUUACAAACGUGGGCAGCCUGUCCGACUGGAAAAGCAGGUGGGGGCAACACAUCAUAGCGCAGCUCACACCGAAAGAAACCAUCACUCCUCUGAACGUGGAGCUGGGUAGCCAUCACCUUAACGGUAACUCGAGCCUUAUAGGCACCGAUAGUGCCGUUGUCUGCACUAAGCAUAUCAGCGUUCAUCUCUUGGCCUCACGUGCUGGCUCUCCCAUCUGCAGUGCCGACUGCCAGCUUGUGAGCAUGCUGAGCCCCUGCAGCGGGGACCAAGUGGUGAGAGCAGAGCCUCCACACCUCGCUGCUGUCUCUGAAGUGGCAACUCAGAUGUCCACCAUCCAACUGGAGAAAGAGGCUGUGCUCCCGGGAAAGCUCGAUGUCACUGCUGAGCAAUCGCCGCUGGAGCUGAGCCAUCCCCAGGAUGAAGCAGAGGAAGAACUUCCUGAUGGCCUGGACGAGAGCUGUAGUCAGGAGGAGGAUGAGGACAGUGACUCUGAUGCUUCCUCUGUCGCUGGCAUCUCAUCCAGUGGCUCUGUGGCUCUUGUAUCCAGGAACUGCACUGAGUGCCUGGCACAGCCCGCUGAGGCUCAGGAGAAAGUGCUCAAACCAGCUCUUGUCUACAGUUUAUUCCCUAAUGUGCCUCCAACCAUCUACUUCAGUACUCGGGAUGAGAGAGUGGAAAAGCUGCCUUGGGAGCAGAGGAAGCUGCUGCGAUGGAAAAUGUGCACAGUCACACCAAACAUAGUGAAGCAAACCGUUGGCAGGUCUCACUUCAGAGUCAGCAAAAAAAGCAACGACUGGCUGGGUUGCUGGGGCCACCACAUGAAAUCCCCCAGCUUCAGAGCCAUCAGGGAGCACCAGAAGCUAAACCACUUCCCUGGUUCAUUUCAAAUUGGGAGAAAGGACCGUCUGUGGCGCAACCUGUUGAAGAUGCAGGCUCGCUGUGGAAAGAAGGAGUUUAACUUCUUCCCCCAGUCCUUCAUCCUGCCCCAGGACAUCAAAUUACUCAAGAAAGCAUGGGAGGAAGGAGCUAGCCACCAGAAAUGGAUUGUAAAACCACCAGCAUCAGCCAGAGGCAUUGGUAUCCAGGUCAUCCACAAAUGGAGCCAGCUCCCCAAAAGGAGACCACUGCUGGUACAGAGAUAUCUGCAAAAACCCUACCUCAUUGGCGGGAAGAAGUUCGACUUGAGGAUCUACGUUUAUGUCACUUGCUAUGAUCCCCUCAGGGUCUACCUGUUCAAGGAUGGAUUGGUUCGCUUUGCUAGCUGCAAGUACUCCUCCUCGAUGAAGAGCCUCAGCAACAAGUUUGUGCACUUGACCAACUACAGCGUGAACAAGAAGAACACAGAGUACAAGUCCAACUCGGAUGAGACUGCUUGUCAGGGACACAAAUGGGCACUCAAAGCUCUCUGGAGUUACCUGACUCAGAAGGGAGUUAAUAGCGAAGCCAUCUGGGAGAAGAUUAAGGACAUCGUUAUCAAAACCAUCAUUGCAUCUGAGCCCUAUGUGAACAGCCUGGUGAAGAUGUAUGUGCGGCGGCCGUAUUGUUGCCAUGAGCUUUUUGGGUUUGAUAUCAUGCUGGAUGAAAACCUCAAGCCCUGGAUCUUAGAGGUCAACAUUUCCCCAAGCCUCCACUCCAACUCCCCACUGGACGUGAGCAUCAAGGGCCAGAUGAUCCGGGACCUCCUCAACCUCGCCGGCUUUGUUCUGCCUAGCCCAGACAGCGUGGCCUCAAGGCCACAGACACAAAGUGGCUCUACCUGCAGUCUGGGCAAUGCUUUGAAGGAGAAGCCCAAGCCACCAUCUGAGCAUUUCAUAGCAGAGAGGGUAAAGAAAGCCUAUUACUUGACACAGAAGAUACCUGACCAGGAUUUUUAUUCCUCUGUCUUGGACAUCUUGACCCCAGAUGAUGUUCGCAUCCUGGUGGAGACAGAGGACGAGUAUUCCCGUCGCGGGCAGUUUGAGCGGGUGUUCCCCACCCACAUCUCCAUGCGGUACCUGCGUUUCUUCGAGCAGCCUCGUUAUUUCAAUAUCCUGGUGACCCAGUGGGAGCUCAAAUACUACUUGAAUAAACACAAAGGUCUGGAGCUACUGAAGAACUGGUGUGUCAAAGGCUACCACACUGGGGCCGGGGUGGAUUUGGCCCAGACGUGGUCGUUGCCAAAGUCUUUCUUCCUCCAGAAGAGCAGUAUUCAAUCGAAUGGCUUCAGCAAACUGGAACUGGGUAGACUGGGCACGGGGUCUCCUUCCUCCUGCAGCACACUCCUCCCUUUGGCUGGUGAGGACCUCACGAGAUGCCUGGAGCCCAGCCCUACUCAGAGCUUACCUCUCAACAAGUGCACUGGUGGAGGCGACCAGAAACCUGCUGGCUGCCUCUCAGACACUGCCCUGGUGAUGUGACCAGGCAGCCACCGUCCCUCCCCAGGGACACCUCAACCUACCUCAAAGGAAGAGACGGGAACUGGCUCUGGAGAGCAAGGACUGUGGGAGCCCCCUGCACUGCACCCUUGCUUGUGGGGCUGGUUUUAGAGAGGGAUGUUGUACUGGGAAGAGAGCUGUGUGGCUUCCCUUUCUAAAACAAAUGACAAAGCCUGGGAAAGUGGGCUUUGUCUUUGUCCUAGGCUGUUCUUAAGGCUUGAUGUGAUGGUGGUGGUUUCUUUGCUGUGUGGAAGCUAGCUGAGCUUGAACUCAGCCUGGUCUUCCUGUCCCCAGCCAGCACGGGCUGAGCCCUUACCCACCUGUCUCUGUGUGCUUGUCCUGAGCUGCUGGGAGCAGGGUCAGUUUCUGCCCUGCUGCAGCCUGGCUGCUGGAGAAAGGUCCCCAGCCACCACCCCGCUCCUCUGGAAGGAGCAGGGCUUGGGACUUUCAACCGACCCAUUUCAUUUUUUCUGAAUGCCUGUGCCAACAUCCUGCCCUCCCACAGCCUCUGAGCCUGGGGGAAACUUUGGGCUUGCCCAUAGCUGCUUGAGGAGACCAGCAUAGCUCCAGUUUGUGAUGGGGACAGUAGUGCUGCCAGGGAGGGAGCAUCCUCUCGAGGCUGGUGGCUCUCCUGGGUGACCUGCAGCAUGUGUGUGGGGACUGCAGGCAUCUUCUCCUGGGCUCUGCUCUCUAUUUUCCCUUUGUUUCUCAAGGAUUUCUAUUAAAGUUUAACACUCA